Molecule: messenger RNA, 1569 nt
Organism: Fusarium oxysporum Fo47
Lineage: Eukaryota; Fungi; Ascomycota; Sordariomycetes; Hypocreales; Nectriaceae
Product: general substrate transporter
Exons: 3
Coding region: 1-1569 (522 amino acids)
Biological process (GO): transmembrane transport; carbohydrate transport
Cellular component (GO): membrane
Molecular function (GO): carbohydrate:proton symporter activity
Source: RefSeq, a predicted model, not a curated record
AUGUCGACCAAGGCCGCCGGCACAGCCCGACACGACCGCAAUGUUGGCGACGUUGCGGCCGCCUCCGAAGUGUCACGCCUGCUCGCUGAAGACAAGACUCCCUGGCACCAAAAGAGAAAUCUCAGGAGACUCUAUGGCCUAUUGGUACCCGCAGGUCUAGGUGUUGAAAUCACUACAGGUUUCGAUGGGAGUGUUCUGAAUGGUCUCCAGGCCAUUGACAAGUGGCAGUCGCACUUUGGCUAUCCUGAGAAAGCGACUCUAGGCCUUAUAUCGGCAUCGAUGGCCAUCGGCUCAGUUGCAGCAGUGCCUAUCAUACCCUACUUGAAUGAUCGUUGGGGUCGAAAGAUGAGCGUAAUCCUCGGCUCCAUCAUUGUCACCAUUGGGGUUAUUAUUCAAACUGCGUCUCUCAAUAUCGGGAUGCUUAUCGCAUCACGGGUUAUCAUGGGAUUCGGUUUGACGAUUUGCCUAUCGGGAGCGGCUCAGCUUCUGACCGAAUUGUGUUAUCCCAAGGAACGUGCAGUCAUUAUAGGCUGCUUCCAAGUCUCGUGGUAUGUUGGCUCAAUCCUAGCGGCAGGCCUAACACUCGGCACUUAUAACUGGACGACGGACUGGAGCUGGCGCCUCCCGACAAUUUUCCAAAUUGUGCCGUCACUACUGCAAUUGGGCUUCGUAUGGUUCGUACCAGAAUCCCCUCGCUGGCUCAUCUCCCGAGACCGCCACGAAGAAGCUCUAGCUAUCUUGGUCGAAUUCCAUGGCGAGGGCGACCCCGAUUCAGCGUUUGUUGCCGCCGAAUUCCGUCAAAUCAGCGAAACACUGCGACUUGAGAAGGAGGCGUCUACACGUCCCUGGCGCGAGCUUUUCACGACUCGAACCAAUCUUCGUCGUGUGGCAGUUGCCCUUUGCGUUGGACUUUUCUCCCAAUGGGCUGGAAACGGACUUGUUAGCUACUACCUGGCUAAGGUUCUAGCAACCGUUGGAAUCACCAGUCGCCUGCGUCAGCAACAGAUCAACCUCUCACUUAGCUGCUGGAACCUCCUUACCGGAGCUGCAGCUGCCAAUUUCGGCACAGGCUUGUUCCCCCGCCGCACGCAACUCCUUAUUGGCUUUGGCUCGAUGUGUGCUGUAUUUGCUUGCUGGACAGGAGCAUCUGCCGUCUUUGCUGGAGAUGAAACCAAUAACUCUGCUGCAAUUGCAGUCGUGGCAUUGAUCUUUAUCUACUAUGCCUUUUACAACCUGAUGAUGCCUCUACAAUAUCUCUAUAUUUCUGAGGUGUUCCCAUUCAUCCAUCGGGCUAAGGGUAUUGCAAUUAUGCAGUUGGCGAACAAGGGUGGUACUGGCUUUAACCAAUUUGUGAACCCAAUUGGUCUUGAUAACCUCAAGUGGCGAUACUAUCUAGUGUAUGUCAUUCUGCUGGGAGUCGAGACUUUCACGAUCUGGCUGAUCUAUCCCGAAACGAAAGGUGUUUCACUCGAGGAAGUUGCUGUGGUUAUGGAAGGAGAGGGGGCAAACGUGGAGAUGGUGGAAAAUGACAAAAUGGAGGUGUUGCGUGAGGAAAGGGAGAGGGUCUGA